AUGCCGCGGAUAUGGAGUCCGUCUGCAGUGGCCAUCGGGAGUUGCAAGUGUCUCAAAACAAAAGGUAAUGAGGAGGCGCCUAAGCAGAGCAUCAUCGACUCCCGACUUGCUGGAGCUGGCCCUGCCAGGGGCCAUAUCAGCUCUAGCGCUACCGGCAGAGGAGAGCUUCUUCAUGCAGCAUUACCUCCGAUAGCCCUCGCCAUCGACUAUAACGGAAAUGGAUAUCGCUCCCUGCUACCUAUGGCUGUACAAGAGCCCGCGGUAUUAAAUGCGGCACUAGCAGUAGCCGCUUCCCACCACAGCCGCUGGCAGCGCAAGCCCGACACUGUGUCUCGCAAGUAUCUCCGUGCCGCUUCCAAAGCCCUUCGAGAGAGGUUUAUGUCUCCGAACAGUAUCCAUGAUCCUGUUACUUUAGCUUCCAUGCUGCUGUUAGUUUCUUUUGAGGUAUUCUCGGGCUCGAGCCGAUGGAAGGGACAUUACGAUGCAAUCAGGGGCUGGAUCCGAUCUCGAGGCGACUGUUCUGACCUCGAACCAUUUCUGAAAACGUGGGUUUGCCUGAUCGACACCCAGACUGCGCUCAAUCUUGGCCAACCAGCGAUGCCAGAGCUAGAGUCGUGGCUUGAUAUAACGGCAGAACAGGCGAAUCAAGGAGAAUUCGUUGAUGCUCUUUUUGGCUGCUCAUCCAGGCUACCCAAGCUUAUGUGGGCUGCUUCUCGAUUAUACGCAGCCUCCAAGGACAACCAAACAACCAUGACCGAAUUACGGAGCCAAGUAGACGCCCUACAAGCCCAGAUCCGGUCGACAGCUAUAAUUCUCGAAUCAAGCCCUCUAGUAAACAUCUCAUGCCGGAGUACUGCGCAGCCGUUCGCGACCGUGGGGAUGGGUCAGGAGGAGCUGCGCCGGAGGAUGGUGGCGACAGCGGAAAUAUUCCGUCAUUCGUCGCACAUAUAUGUACACCGCAUUCUACACGGGCCCGAGGAGCCUCUCACAGAGGAGAUGCAGGCAUCACUUGACACCGCGCAAGAACUACUGACUAUGGUCCCCGACGCUCUCGGCCCCGGCGCGAACCUCGGUUGGUGCCUGGUUGUGAUUGGGGCUGAAAUGGACGGCGUUCACCAGAGAGACUAUGUUCAGUCUAGACUGGAUGGCCUCCAUCUUCUGGGAAUCCAUAAUACAAAAAAUGGUCAAAAAAUCCUCGAUGAGGUCUGGACUCGUCGAGAUCUUGUUACUCGUGGACAGGCAACACCAGAAAGGUGGCAGGAUACGAUGCAACGGAUUGGACAGUCACAGAUAUUAGUCUAG
Molecule: messenger RNA, 1302 nt
Organism: Penicillium coprophilum
Lineage: Eukaryota; Fungi; Ascomycota; Eurotiomycetes; Eurotiales; Aspergillaceae
Product: fungal specific transcription factor domain-containing protein
Exons: 4
Coding region: 1-1302 (433 amino acids)
Biological process (GO): positive regulation of transcription by RNA polymerase II
Cellular component (GO): nucleus
Molecular function (GO): DNA-binding transcription factor activity; transcription cis-regulatory region binding
Source: RefSeq, a predicted model, not a curated record